AGAGAAAUAACCCCGAAAAGAAAUGGAGGGAAAAAGAUGUGGGCACGAGACAUCGCUUCUCCGGCGACGCACAGCUAGUAGCACUAUAAAACGAAAACCCUAGCACUCGCUCAGAGGUUUAUGGCCAUUUCUCCAAUGGCGUUGAGUUUGUCUUUUAUCCAUUAUUCUCCUAUACAGGCUAUACCAGCUCGCCGACUGUUUGCUAUACCCUUAAUUUAUACUCCCAAAAUUGUUCUGAAAAACUCAAGGCAUUGCUUUUCUACCUUCUCUUGCUCUGCUGGGAGGCCAAUUCCGACGACCGAGGAAGAGGUUCUUCAAGCUGUGCUGGAGUCCGAUGAGAAGAUUCUUCCCUGUGUCCGGACGUACGAGAAUGACUUGUCUCGGCUUUCUCUGGUCGGAGGCGUCGAUUUCCGGCAGUCUGUUACUGCGGCUGCGGCUGAUGGCGGUGAAACCGCCACUGAGCACCUUGAUUCUGGGAUGCCUGCAAUGGUUGUGGAGACUGUAUUUCCGGGAAUUUCUGAUGAACACAGCACUGUCUCGACCCGGCUGUUUUUACCUGCCAGAGAAGUCAAGGAAAAGGCCACGAAGCUCAGAAAGUCUCUCGCUCAAGAUUUCCAUUCAAGUACCUCGUCCAAAAAUAUACUUGCUAUGACGUUUAGACAAGUAGUAUUGCAACAGCUUUGGAACUUCGAACUGGUUGUCUUUACACCCGGAUCUGAGAGGAAUAUGGAAGAUCUUGAAAAUCCUAGAGAGCAGGUUCCAAUUUCUUUCACUCUCAGUUCAUCCGAGGAACGAGCCAUCUCUGUUCUUGCAGAAACUGUUUGCAUGUGUGCUCUUCAAAAUACAGAAGGAAAAUUUGUCAAUGGAACAUCUAGUGGAACUUCAACUAGACUUUUUGGUUGGUUUCGGAAGUCUACGAUAGUUGCAUCAGAGGAUUCUUCAGUUGUUAUCCACAAGUUAUUUGACAACGAGGUGGCUGAUCCUAAGAGUCUAUUACAAAAAUUUAAUUCAAAUAAGGAGAGCUGGAAACAUAGGAAUUUUAAAUCGAUGAACUAUUGGUGGAUGCCCUCUGAACUCACUAAGCUAGAAAAAUUUGGUGGAUCUGAAUUCUGUGCAUGGGUUAGCGAGCAUGUACCUGCUUACAGGCUACAAAUCGAUGCUCAUCAGUUCAAUGACAUAAAACUUGGAGGCUGGAGAGAAUUUGUUGAGAAUAGGUGGGAAGUCCUUUUGACCCACUCCCAAAUGGUAGGAUUGGCUAACAUAUUAGACAUUUUCUAUGAAGAUGUAUAUUCUCUCCCCGAUAAACAACUGCAAUGUGGUGCAAAUGUGCUUUCUGCUAACUUGUUAAGCAAAAAGCGAAACUAUUCCUCCUGGGGAUUGCUAUCCAAGACUUUAGCUGGUGGAGUUUUUUUUGUUGCUAUUGGUGCUAUUGGUCAACGAUUUAUGUCUCGAGUUCGUUUGCCUGGACGGUAUAGUGUAGAACAGCCCAUUACAUCACUUGAUGGACUUAGCUCUGUGAAAAAUCAAGCUAUGGAAGCUGCAAAGUUGGAAGACUACUGCAUCUCAGUUGUAAAAAUUAUAAAAGAUGCAUUUGGUUGGCAUGGUGAUGUACACAUGGAUAAGAGAGUUGGUGCGUGGAUUGGGGAAGCUCCUGAUUACUUGACUGUGGUUGAAUCUGAUAUUGGAAGUGAAGAUGCUCCAUCGGGUAUGAUUGGAGAAGAAAAUAUUGAUGAAGUAAAAGCUUCUGCUCAGGAUAUUGCUAGUUAUCAGGUGGUCCUGACGACUGAAGGAAAGAUUGUAGGAUUCCAACCAACCAGUCGGGUUGCUGUUAACUAUUGGGCCGCAAAUCCUUUAGCAAAGCAAUUAUACGGUGGGAAGAAUUUGUCCCCGGGCCUUCUCGAAACUGGGUUAAGGAUCAAGCGCCCAAAUGAUGUUGUUGUAAUAGAGUUGCUCAUGUCGGUGAAGACUGAUACUUUCUUUGCUUUGGCAAGGCCCGUAUAUUACUCAACACCCUGAGUUCGCAGCAGGCUCAAUUUAUGGAAACGCCAUCCUUGGAGUGAAAUUGGAUAUUUAGAUACUAGUACAGCUCUGGUUAGUUUUAUAGGCUUCCAGUCUCCCCUAAUGGAACCGUCAUCCCGUGCAUUUCGCGUAAUUCACCUCCAUGCUGUUGGAGUCAUAUAGAUGGUUAUUCGAAUAACAUAGGAAAUUUUGUAUUGAUGAUGUUCAAAUAAGCUUUCAUGGUUUGUAAUAUAAACGCUACGAGGAACAGUUUAUAUUGAUUUAGUAUGCAUUUGUGCAUAUUGCUUUUAGGCGAUUCA
Cucumis melo (muskmelon) is the source of this 2318-nucleotide messenger RNA. RefSeq lists its product as uncharacterized. The record is from RefSeq and is a predicted model, not a curated record. The transcript has 8 exons. Lineage: Eukaryota; Viridiplantae; Streptophyta; Magnoliopsida; Cucurbitales; Cucurbitaceae. Bases 121 to 2016 code for a protein of 631 amino acids.